Molecule: messenger RNA, 1845 nt
Organism: Phascolarctos cinereus (koala)
Lineage: Eukaryota; Metazoa; Chordata; Mammalia; Diprotodontia; Phascolarctidae
Gene: KCTD13
Product: potassium channel tetramerization domain containing 13
Biological process (GO): negative regulation of Rho protein signal transduction; protein homooligomerization; protein ubiquitination
Cellular component (GO): Cul3-RING ubiquitin ligase complex
Molecular function (GO): ubiquitin-protein transferase activity; protein binding
Source: RefSeq, a predicted model, not a curated record
GGGGUGGGGAAUUGAAGAGCUCGCGGAGAGGGGCGGCAUCUGAGGACCAGGGUCAGAGGUUGCGGCUAGGACUGGGGUCGGGGGAGGGGCCUGGACUGGAGUGAUUUUGCUGCUGCUGCUGCUGCCGCCGCCGCCGCCGCCGCCACCACCUCGGGCGGGAGUGGCUAGCAUGUCGGCCGAGGCCACGGGCGCGGGAUCCCCGGCCGCCCCCUCCCCUGGGGGUCCCGAGCCCCCGGGCCCGUCACUGCCGCCCACACCUCCCACCCCCGGGGCCGCAGGCGUGGGCGCCGCCUACGACCUCAAGCCGCUGAGUCCGAGUAGCAAGUACGUGAAGCUGAACGUGGGGGGCUCGCUCCAUUACACCACGCUGCAGACCCUGACCAAGCAGGACACCAUGCUCAAAGCUAUGUUCAGUGGCCGCAUGGAGGUGCUCACAGACUCCGAAGGUUGGGUGCUGAUUGACAGGAGUGGACGUCAUUUUGGGACAAUCCUGAACUACCUUCGGGAUGGGUCAGUGCCUCUUCCAGAGGGCCCUCGGGAGCUGGGUGAGCUGUUGGGUGAGGCACGAUACUACUUGGUGCAGGGGCUAGCUGAGGAUUGCCAGUUGGCUCUGCAGCAAAAGAGUGAGAGCCUUUCCCCACUCUGCCUUAUUCCCAUGGUGACAUCUCCACGGGAAGAGCAGCAGCUUCUGGCUAGCACCUCCAAGCCAGUGGUGAAGCUGCUGCACAAUCGAAGUAACAACAAAUAUUCCUACACCAGCACGUCGGACGACAACCUACUAAAGAACAUUGAGCUGUUCGACAAGCUGGCGUUGCGCUUCCAUGGGCGUCUGCUCUUUCUCAAAGAUGUACUGGGUGAUGAGAUCUGCUGCUGGUCUUUUUAUGGACAGGGCCGAAAGAUUGCCGAAGUCUGCUGUACUUCCAUUGUCUAUGCCACUGAGAAGAAGCAAACCAAGGUAGAAUUCCCAGAGGCAAGGAUCUUUGAAGAAACAUUGAACAUUCUUAUCUAUGAGACACCCCGGGGGCCUGACCCUGCUCUCUUAGAGGCCACUGGGGGUGCUGCUGGAGGAGGUGGGGCUGGGCGGGGAGAAGAUGAAGACGGACGAGAGCAUCGAGUCCGAAGGAUCCACGUCAGACGACACAUUACUCAUGAUGAGAGACCCCAUGGCCAGCAGGCUGUCUUCAAGGACUGACCUUUCACCACCCUCCCCUUGAACUUGUUCUCCCCUCUUAUUGUUACCGCUGCCAUAAUGCUUCCAUUCUCACCUUUCCCAUGACUUCUGCCCCGGCUUUGCUGGUCAAGUCGUGGGUUUUCUCUCUCCACUCAGUAUUUCAGAUUUAUGGUACAGUACAUUUAGCCCCUUUUAUCCUCCUUAUUCCUCCAAGCCCAUCAACAACAUGGUACAUUCCAAGGCACAUACUACAAUUCUUCCCAGAAUGUUGUGUUUGUUAUCUUCACCCCCUCCAAACUGCUUGGAUAUGAUGUUCUCUCACUCUCUCUACCUUCUCCCUACCUCCAGUUCUUACAUUCCCCUAUCUUUGCAUCCAUCAUAGGUGCAUGUUUCAAAUUUUUUGUUCUGCCUAUGUUUUCACUUCCUUUUAAUAUGUAUGAUGUGCCAAAGUUUUUCUCAUGACCUUAACCAUCUGCUACAUUCCAAGCCUAUUCCUUUGCCCCUGUACAUUUUAUAGCCGUUUCACCUACAAUCCUGUCCUUGGCCCUUGGCCCUUCUUAAAUUGGUACUGAAGUGGCCUGUGGCCUUCCCAGCCUGGCCUCCCCACCUACUUGUUUCUUAUUAUUUAUUUUAAUUUUCUAUUAAAUUAUUGAAAUAAAGUUGAAUUGCAAGGA